Messenger RNA from Morus notabilis, 354 nucleotides. RefSeq names its product acyl-CoA-binding domain-containing protein 4-like. Lineage: Eukaryota; Viridiplantae; Streptophyta; Magnoliopsida; Rosales; Moraceae. Gene Ontology annotation, cellular component: cytosol. The record is from RefSeq and is a predicted model, not a curated record. The transcript has 3 exons. Gene Ontology annotation, biological process: lipid transport. Gene Ontology annotation, molecular function: fatty-acyl-CoA binding. The annotation marks the transcript as partial.
UCAGAAACUGUUGUUCUUAACAUGUCUACGCUCGUGUGGUCAGUAGUAACUACUGUUCAAGGGCGUGUACCUAUUGCUAGUGAGGGCUUGAGUGUGGUCGUAGGCUCUUACAAUGGUGAAGAUAUACUUGUAUCUUUUGGAGGAUAUAAUGGACGUUACAGCAAUGAGGUUAAUGUUCUGAAACCAAGUCACAAGUCAACCUUACAAUCAAAGAUGAUAGAAACUCCUGUGCCUGACAGUGUUUCUGCUGUGCAAAAUGCUACAAACGCUACUAGAGAUUUGGAAUCUGAGUUGGAAGCUGGCCAAGAUGGAAAGACAAGGGAAAUUGUGGACAAUGUGGACUCAGACCCCACG